Messenger RNA from Pipistrellus kuhlii (Kuhl's pipistrelle), 2878 nucleotides. RefSeq names its product apoptosis inducing factor mitochondria associated 2 (gene AIFM2). The transcript has 9 exons. The record is from RefSeq and is a predicted model, not a curated record. Gene Ontology annotation, cellular component: cytoplasm; mitochondrion. The coding region runs from base 321 to 1442 and encodes 373 amino acids. Gene Ontology annotation, biological process: apoptotic mitochondrial changes; positive regulation of apoptotic process. Lineage: Eukaryota; Metazoa; Chordata; Mammalia; Chiroptera; Vespertilionidae. Gene Ontology annotation, molecular function: flavin adenine dinucleotide binding; electron-transferring-flavoprotein dehydrogenase activity.
UGCCCGAGGCGACCUCCCGCCCGCGGCGCCUCUGCGGGAGGCGCGCUCUCGGGCUCCCCCGCGCCCGCCCGCAGGGCCCCGCAGGCUCCCCGGACCGGGACCGCCGGGGCUUGGGGAACGCGGCGGACUCGGCGGAAGUCGGUGCGUGGAGUUGGGACCUUAGGAGGAGGGGCCGGUCGUCUGGGACUCGGGGCCGCCUGCAGCACCCCACUUUCCCCCAAACUCAACAGGGAGGCUUACCCGCGGCGGGGGAAGGGAAUUAACCCCCUGCCCGUCCGCCCCAGGUCACGGCCAAGUCUUCCCAGUGGCAGCGGUUCGCGAUGGGGUCCCAGGUCUCCAUGGAAGUGAGAGGCGUGCACGUGGUGAUCGUAGGCGGGGGCUUUGGCGGGAUAACGGCCGCCAGCCAGCUGCAGGCACUGAACAUCUCCUUCACGCUGGUGGACAUGAAGGACUCCUUCCACCACAACGUGGCAGCCCUGCGGGCCUCCGUGGAGACCGGGUUUGCCAAAAAGACAUUCAUCCCCUACGCGAAGAGUUUCAAGAACAGCUUCCGGCAGGGCGUAGUGGUUGAGAUCGAUCUGAAGAAUCAGGCGGUGGUGCUGGAGGAUGGCGAGACUCUGCCCUUCUCGCAUCUGAUCCUGGCCACGGGCAGCACUGGGUUCUUCCCUGGCAAGUUGAACCAGGUCUUCAGCCAGCAGGAGGCCAUUCAGGCCUACGAGAACAUGGUGAAGCAGGUCCAGUGCUCACAGUCCAUCGUGGUGGUGGGUGGAGGCUCUGCCGGAGUGGAGAUGGCAGCGGAGAUUAAAACCGAGUACCCUGAGAAAGAGGUCACUCUGAUUCACUCCCAGAUGGCCCUGGCUGACAAGGAGCUCCUGCCCUGUGUCCGGCAGGAGGCAAAGGAGAUCCUGCUCCAGAAAGGCGUGCAGCUGCUGCUAAGUGAACGGGUGAGCAACAUGGCAGAGCUGCCUUUCAACGAGUAUCGCGAGUGCAUCGUUGUGCAGACGGACAAAGGCACCGAGGUGGCCACCAACCUGGUGAUUGUCUGCAACGGUAUCAAGAUCAACAGCUUUGCCUACCACCGUGCGUUUGAUAGUGGACUGGCCAGCAAUGGUGCUCUGAGGGUGAACGAGUACCUCCAGGUGGAGGGCUACAGCCACAUCUACGCCAUCGGCGACUGUGCUGACGUGAAGGAGCCCAAGAUGGCCUACCAUGCCGGCCUCCAUGCCAACAUCGCCGUGGCCAACAUCAUCAACUCCAUGAAACAGAAGCCCUUCAAGGCCUAUAAACCAGGUGCGCUGACGUUCCUCUUGGCCAUGGGCAGAAACGACGGUGUGGGCCAGAUCAGCGGCUUCUAUGUGGGGCGGUUCAUGGUUCGGCUGGCCAAGAGCCGGGACCUGUUCGUCUCCACGAGCUGGAAAACCAUGCGGCAGUCUCCACCCUGACGAGGAGGCUGGGCCGGAGACGAGGCACCACCGUCACCCAGGAACGGAUUGCCUGGCAAGUGGUACCCGCCUGACAGCAGCCAAAGGGCACUCUUUCUGGAGUGAGAUGCCACUGAUGUACUCACCAGAAACACAACUUACUGAAAAUCAAAAAUGGAGAGGAAAGAGAAAGAGAGAGGGAAACGGAGGGAGAAAGACGAAAAGGACACCCCCUAGAGGAUUCUUUCUGGGUUUGGCGAGGCCGAAUGCUUCACUUGGUUCUGGGAGUGCGAAGCCAGCCUUCUGCAUCACAGGCCCCCCUUGGAUGUGUGCUUGUGCAGGCUCUGGGUCUCCUGAGGGCUGGCUUCCUGUGUGUAGGGCGGGAAGGAGGGCCUGCCGAGUGAGACCAGCUCAGGAAGGGGGUCUCGCACCCCAGUCUUGCCCGUUCAGAGGGCGGGCAAGCCCACACAUCCUGCAAUACUCCAGUUGUCAGUGGGAGGCCGGUUUUAAACUGUUAGUCCCGGUAGUCUUUAAUCUUAACAAAACUUUCUAUAUUUCAAUUUUUAUACCAUAUAUGCUAUGAUUCUAUAUCACAGGUUAUAUUUAAGAAGAAAGAGGUAAAAAUUUCCCUGUUGGUUGGUCCAUGCUAACAGUGAGUUUUUACUAAGCUGAGGGAGUUAAGAGUGAGACCUGGAGGUGCUAAGGGGAGGCAGCCGAGCUGUGAGGCCUGUGGAAGGGUCGCCAUCGGUUCACAUCCAGGGAGCAGACAAGCCCGUGUGCUUCCAGGCUGCUGUCACGAGCAAAGUUACAAGUGAAAAACUCCUUUGUGGUUUUGUGCUUCUGGCUUCUUGGCCAACCCUAAUGUCAGUUAUCUGAAGUCCCGGGCUGGUAGGGAGGAUGCCUGCCAGCAGCUGUGCUAAGGGUUUACUGACUCCUCUGCUUGGGAGAGAACUUCAAUCUGGAGGAGCCUAUUUGGGACCCCGUAAGUUCACUCUACAGCAGAAGUGGUUGAUGAGUUCAUCCGAAUAAACUCAGGUUCCUGCCCUGCCCGGCCUGCCCCUCCCUGCUUACCUUUGAUGUGGCCUCUGGCUACUUGGCUAGAGUCCUUGGACACCAGCCUCACGGGGCUCUCACUGCAUCCCGUCUGGGCUGUGGCCUGGGAUACUGAGACAUGUGCCUCUCCCCCAAGCACGGCUUCCCCACGGGGGCAUCGCCCAGGGCUGAGUUCCUAUGGACCAAGGCCAACGACCCCCCCCCCCCCUUCUGGAAGCAGGACCCGACGCCUGAGAAACAGGCCCUUCUGUGCUGUCUGACCUGGGACCUACCUAGCAUGGCGGGAGCCAAAGCCCACUGGAGACAGGCCUCAUUCUGAUCAUAACAUUCUAGACGUGCCCACACCCAUGGGGACAGUUUUCCAAACAGGAAAAUGUUGCAAUAAAAGAAUAUGUUGUAAGAAA